Messenger RNA from Acanthamoeba castellanii str. Neff, 1812 nucleotides. Its product is annotated as MOSC beta barrel domain containing protein. Bases 1 to 1812 code for a protein of 603 amino acids. Lineage: Eukaryota; Discosea; Longamoebia; Acanthamoebidae. Gene Ontology annotation, molecular function: catalytic activity; pyridoxal phosphate binding; protein binding. The transcript is spliced from 15 exons. The record is from RefSeq and is a predicted model, not a curated record.
AUGGAAGAGGAGGAGGAGGAAUGGCGAAAGCAUGGCGACACAGGCGACCGGGGAGCGCAGGACAACAGCAGCGCGCGCAACUACAGUUUGUUCGCCUUCCCCGGUGAGUGCAACUUUUCGGGAGCCAAGUACUCGCUGGAGUGGGUCACGCGCUACCACAACAAGCGAGGCGAAGACAAGACGUGGCUCGUGCUGGUCGACGCAGCAGCGCUGGCCGCAAACACGCCAAUCGACUUGACAAAGUAUCCGGCCGACUUCGUGGUGACAUCGUUCUACAAAAUCUUUGGUCACCCGACGGGCAUCGAAAGCGCCGCACUGUUAAACAAGACCUUCUUCGGAGGCGGAACCGUGGAGGCGUCGCUUAGCACGGAGAGGUACCACGUGCUGCGGAAGUCUGCCUCAGAGCGAUUCGAAGAUGGCAGCACGCAGGGUCCGAUAGUGGCCUUCAACCUGCGCAAGGCGUCGGGAGAGUGGGUGGGCUACAAGGAGGUCGAGCAGUUGGCGGGGAUGGAGAACAUACACAUACGGACGGGCUGCUUCUGCAAUCCCGGCGCCUGCCACUACUAUCUGGGCCUCACGUCCGCCGAAGUCAAGCAAAACCUUGCGGCCGGUCAUGUUUGCUGGGACGGCCACGACGUAAUGAAUGGGAAACCCACCGGCGCCAUCCGGGCCUCGAUCGGUUACAUGACUUCCUGGGAGGACAUCGACUAUUUCGUGGAGACUGCGCCUGCGCUGGCCACCGUCGGAGCGCUGAAUUCAGAGGCGCACAAGGAGCUUGACCUCCGCCUCUCGGGUCUGUUCGUCUAUCCGAUCAAGUCUUGCAAAGGGUUCGAGAUCAGCGGCGAGUGGGAGAUAGGAGAUCACGGAUUUGUAUAUGACAGGGAGUGGAUGAUUGUAGAUGAGACGGGGUCCGGUAUCAACCAAAAGAAGGUGAGCAAGUUGUGUCAGAUUCAGCCUACAGUGGAUAGGGAGCAGGGCAAGCUGCACAUCGAUGCACCGGAAAUGGAGCGCCUCUCGCUUGACCUUGACCGCUUCCCCGAUGAGGAAAUUGCGCUGGACGUGCCGGUGUACGGCGACGAAGAGGUGAAAGAAUGGUGCACCCUGGUGCGCAAAUCCCCAACCAAGCUGCGCAAGGCUGGCCGGAGCCGGGGCGGACAGACGGAGGACGAAGCGGAGGGGCCGAGGCGAGAGAUAGCGUUCGCCAACGAAGGGCAGUUUCUGCUGGUGUCAGAGAACUCGGUGGACGACCUCAACCUGCGACUGCGCGCCAAGGCCAGUCCGCUCCAGAUGGAGGCCACCCGCUUCCGCCCCAACAUCAUCCUCCAGCGCACGCCGUCCCUCCCGCCCUACGCCGAGGACGCCUUUGCCCGCAUUCCCGCCUUUGACCAUAGGCUAACCCUCGCUCGGCUUGGGACUAGGCCUUGGGACUGCACGUUCGACAAGGAGCCCCUGCUCACUCUCGCCUCGUACCGACGGAACAGCGUACUGAUGAGACCAAACAUCGAAGAUUUUGACAAGAUGGAUGAGCUGCCGCCAGAGGUCUGGCAGUGCAUGUUUCAGCACCUGCUCGAGGGGGUGGGUCCCCAGCGCUCUCUGCUCGAGGCGCUAUCGUGCGCCGCCGUGUGCCGCCGUUGGCGCGCCAUGGCCCAUGCCGGGGUGGGAGGCGAGCUCGACCUCUUUCCCUGGCGCAAGGCGCUGGGCGAUGCGCAAGUGGCCCAGGUCGCGGGGCGCUUCGUCCACCUCACGGCCCUCUCCGUCUCUCGCUGCCCGGGCGUGACCGACGCCUCCCUCCACGCCAUCGCCUCCAGGUGA